UUACUAACAUUACACAUAAUUUGUUGUCAUUUGUUGUUUUAUCUAUUUAUUACAGCUACUUCUAACCACUACGGCCUUAAUAUGGAUAAACUAGGAUGUAUCGAUAAUAUUGGUGUUGAUGAUCCUGGUGUAAGUACAGAAUUACCUGCAAUUAAUAUAUCAAAUAAAGUUGUUCAAAUACCCACAACUUCCUCUUCACAAACUAAUGAUUUUUGUAUAACCGAAGAUUAUGAUCCUUCAGAUUACAUAACUGAUGAUGAAAAAAUCGAAAAUAACGGAGUUGUGAUAAAUAGUUACUUGGAGGAUUUUCUUCAAAGAGAAGAUGAAUUAAGAAGGUUGAUGAGUUUGAAUAAUUUUAAUCAAAUUAUGAAGAAUGAAGUGCAAUCUGAUGAAAAAGGAGAGACAAACGUUUUGAGUAAAGAAGAUGUGGCGAUUUUAAGCGAUUUGGAAACAAAGCUGUAUGAUAUCCAAAAGCGUUAUAACGAUCUAUUGAAUAUAAACUCCGCCGAGUCAGAAUCUGAGGAAAAUGAAGAGGAAGAUAAGGUUGAGGAGGAUAUGUUAGAGUUUGAAGAAGCUCGUAAAAAACUUCGAGAUAUCGAUAAAUGUUUAGAAAAUAUCAAUAACGAAAAGUUAAAUGAAAAACCUGAAAAAUAUUUAAAAUCUUUUCCAACAGAGGACACAAAAUUCAUUGAGAAAGAAUACCUUAACAGCUUAAACGAAAUGACGAAACAGCUGGACAGUUUAACAUGUGAUGAAUUAGAAGUAUUUUUAGAUGAGGGGUUAUUGGCGUGCGAUAACAUUUUGGAGUUGAAUUGAAAUUGCAUUAUUCACAAGCCAUAAUUAAAUUUUAUAAUACAAUUUGUUUACACUUUUUUACACAACGAUUUUUGAAUA
This is a messenger RNA of Onthophagus taurus, 894 nucleotides long. RefSeq lists its product as uncharacterized. The record is from RefSeq and is a predicted model, not a curated record. NCBI's taxonomy places the organism in Eukaryota, Metazoa, Arthropoda, Insecta, Coleoptera, Scarabaeidae.